This is a messenger RNA of Chanos chanos (milkfish), 1912 nucleotides long. RefSeq names its product suppressor of cytokine signaling 2 (gene socs2). Gene Ontology annotation, cellular component: phosphatidylinositol 3-kinase complex. The record is from RefSeq and is a predicted model, not a curated record. Bases 689 to 1282 code for a protein of 197 amino acids. Gene Ontology annotation, molecular function: 1-phosphatidylinositol-3-kinase regulator activity. Gene Ontology annotation, biological process: phosphatidylinositol phosphate biosynthetic process; intracellular signal transduction. The transcript has 3 exons. Lineage: Eukaryota; Metazoa; Chordata; Actinopteri; Gonorynchiformes; Chanidae.
AUUCACUCCACUCAAAGAAGAGAAGGUAGAAGUUGCAGAAAAGACAUUUGCAUUUCGUACCGGAUACUUGUUUCCCCAAUACAAGUGCUGCAUUAAUUCGGUACAACGAAUGAAUUGACGGUAGUAGAUGUGCUCUGUCGUGACUACUCAACGAGCGUUAGGUGGCUUCUUACACCUCUGUGAAGCGUUUGACACAUUGCGAGAAAUCUCGUUUGGCAAAGGGACGAAAUAGACCUUACUACGACGUAUUGUUUACCCUCUGUGUCUCGUGUUACCAGUCAGUCGGUAAAACAUAGAUACUGUAUGUCCAAUGAGAGCAACGUUUUGAGUUCUUGUUGUUGGAAACAGUUCAAAAGGGUAGUGUCACGUCAAAAAUGGCUCGUAAACGUCAAGGUGCCGUGUGCGCCUACACAGUUUGUUAGCUGCCAUUUCGACUGAAUCGCCUUGGCAUGGCAAUUACCAUUGCAACCAGCGAUGCGUUGAGAGAAUUCGUAAGCCAAAACUGGACAUCUGCUCACUGCCCCUUGGAUUUGUGUGUGAUUUGUUGCAGGCUGACAUGGGGCAACGCACUCUUUGAUAAAAUUUAGGGACAAAGAGGGGGAAUCCUGCUGAAAGUUUGCCCAGUUGGGGUGUUUGCCCAUUUGGGGGGAAAUUGCACGCUGUAUUGGAUGUAUAUCUUGGUCCUCCAAUGACCUGCCAGUCAUCCGACUCCACGGAAACUAUCGGAAAUGAAAGGAGAUCGGAGACUGAAACCCGAGUUGCAGAGUCCGAGCAGAGCCGUAUCGCGACAGCUAUGAGGGACCUUAAAAAAACAGGGUGGUACUGGGGAAGCCUUACUGCUAACGAAGCCAAAGAAAUCCUCAAAGAUGCAUCAGAGGGCACGUUCCUGGUCCGCAACAGCUCCCAGCGAGACUAUCUGUUCACCAUCUCUGCCAUGACCUCCACUGGGCCCACCAACUUACGUAUUGAAUUCAAGGAAGGAAAGUUCAAGUUGGACUCAGUGGUGCUGGUUAAGCCGAAACUCAAGCAGUUUGACAGUGUGGUCCACCUGGUGGAGCACUACGUUCAACUGUCUCGGACUUCCUGCAAGAGCGGGUCUGCCCCUCUGGUACCACCAAACGGCACAGUGCAGCUACUCUUAACCACGCCUGUCUACACUGCCACACCCUCGCUCCAACACCUCUGCCGCAUUGCUAUAAACAAGAGCACACAGCAGGUACAGCAGCUCCCGAUUCCUAACAGACUCAAGGACUACCUUUCAGACUACACCUACCAUGUUUAAAAGACUGCAUUAUUUGGAUCAUGUGGACUACACCCACCUAAGCAAGGUGCAAGUGUGCUAUAUUUACUGUCAUGAAUUGGGUUGUAAAACUUCACCUGCGAAGAAAAAAACAGGACGUUCUAAAGAAUUACAUUUGCCAUAAGAUAUGGACUUAGAAACUUCAGAAACCGUUGCUCAAACUCAAGAGUGCAUUUUCUUUGACGCCAGGGCCUGAAGAACUAUGAAAUACAUUAAGGACCUAAAGAGUACAUUUGCCAUAUCCAUGACCUGAAGAAAUGCAGACUCUUUGUAUUCUCUGUGUGUACUGGAUGAAUGACUACAUUUGUCAUGUGCUGGACCAACUGGACUAUGCAAACUAUAUGUAAUACUCUUACUGUCUGCACCAGUGAGCUGUGUCUCAGUGUGUGGACAUAUAGAUCUAUGAAUGUGUUAAAUACAUGAAUUAUUUAGCAUUGUGUGUUUGAAACACCGGUGUCUGGCACUGUGUACACUUCUUGAUUUGAUGUUUAUUGGCUCACUGUCUUUUUUUUGUACUGUAAUCAAAGAAAAACUGCAUGGAGUCUUGAUAUUAUGGUGAAGUGAGUUCUUUCAUGAAAGGAAUCUUGAGCAAUAUUCACAUUUCAGACUUCA